Molecule: messenger RNA, 1209 nt
Organism: Penicillium samsonianum
Lineage: Eukaryota; Fungi; Ascomycota; Eurotiomycetes; Eurotiales; Aspergillaceae
Product: putative extracellular cellulase CelA/allergen Asp F7-like
Exons: 2
Coding region: 1-1209 (402 amino acids)
Source: RefSeq, a predicted model, not a curated record
AUGAAGUAUCUUCGCCUAGCCUCCGUGGCCGCUCUUGUCAGCGCUGCUACUGUUUCCGCUGGCCCAUUAGGCGCCCGCGAACAUGACGGAUACUGCCCGAAGGGCUACACCAUGAGCGUCUACUACAAGACCAUCACCGUGGAAACCCACCCAUCUACGACCUCCGUAGAGUCUACAGUUACCCCGACAUCUACUCCGGUUACUGUCGAGUCUCAACCCUCCGCUGAGCCCACAGUGGCCUCCUCAUCGUCUACUGCCAUUGCCGUGGUGUCUACUACUCCCGUUGCGGUUGUUCAGGUCGAGACUUCGACCUCGUCAGCCCCUGCUGUCGAGACUUCUGCUGCCGAGCCCGCAGUUGUCAAGACCGAACCAGUUGUGGCUGUUCUGCCCACUGCAUCGGUUGAGACUGCCGCUGUCAUCCAAACCAUUCCUGCCCCAGUCGUGAAGACCGCCGCCGCGCAGACCUCCACCACUGAAGCUCCCGUCGAAGCUGCCACCACUUCCACCACUCAAGCUCCCGUCGAAGCCGCCAGCACUUCCACCAAAUCUUCUACUACCUCCUCUGCCACCAAGUCUGCAUCUAUCAAAACAGCAUCUACCGGUUCCACAAACGGAACCCCCGGCAAAGCCACCUUCUAUGGCGGCAAUGUCGCCGGCGGAACAUGCUCGUUCUCCGGCUACACACUCCCAAGCCACCUCUUCGGCACGGCCCUCUCCCUCCAGCGCUGGGACGACGCAGCAAACUGCGGCGCCUGUGUAUCCGUCACCGGACCAAAGGGUAACUCCAUCAAAGCGAUGGUCGUCGACCAAUGCCCCGAAUGCGAAAGCAACCACCUCGACCUCUUCCAAGAUGCCUUCGCCGAGCUCUCAGACAUCUCCGCCGGCAUUAUCCAGACCACCUGGUCGUAUGUGUCGUGUGACCUGGACGGACCCCUGAAGCUCAAGAACAAGGAGGGUACAUCUGCCUACUGGUUCUCGAUGCAGGUUGUUAACGCCAACGAGGCUGUGACUGCCUUGGAGGUUAGCACUGAUGGCGGUAGUUCGUGGAAGAGCACUACCCGCACUUACUACAACUUCUUUGAGAACACUGCUGGGUUCGGGACUAGCACUGUUGAUGUGCGGAUUACCGGUGCUAGUGGGAAGACUGUUGUUGUUAAGGAUGUUGGGGUUAGCUCUGGCGCCGAGGUUACUGCUGGGUCGAACUUGUAA